CGAAUGGUCUCUGUGGGAACAGGAAAUAGUGCAACCCAGCAUAAAUGUUCUCUGUGUGAACAGACUAUAAGCAAUAUUUAAUAUUAGAGCUGCGGUCACAUGUAACUAUAAACAAACAAACAUUCAAGCACAUGUAUGCUGAAAUUGCCGACUGAAAAUAAAAAGUACAAGUCCACAUUAAUAUUAUCCGAAACUAUCUUAGAAGUUUAAUAAUAUGGAGCGACUUGUAACAUCAACUCUUAAAAAACGUAAAAGCCGUGCUCUUGGAUUCCGUCUCCUUAUAUGUUAUCUAAAGCAAAAACACAUUAUAUUAGAGGAAAAUGUACACGUCUGGAUGUCAAUAUUAGUUCAAUCAUGUAAUUUAUCUGAGUUACGUUCAUAUGGUGAUCUGAUUUUUUUAUCGAUGGCACUUUUAAUUGACAGAAUCCAGAGCGACGGAAGUUUAUCAAAAGCAUUUUUGUCAACAUAUUUAUAUAAAGUUCUUGACUGUUUAUUUUUAAACGAAAUAUAUGAAAAUGAACGCCAAACACUUGCUGCUUUACACACAAUCAAGCGUUGUCUAAAAUAUUACCCAAAAGGAAUAAAAUCAAAAAAAUCAUCGAUUGAAAAGAUAUUAUUGUCACUAAUAGACAACCGUAAUGUUGAUGUUAUUCAUCAAACUGGUGAAUGUUGGCUUUUGUUACAGAAUAUACAGGGUAAUUGCAGCAAUGAAAACGUUUGUAAUAAAACAGUAUGGAGAGAUUUCCAGUUAUUAUUACUUAAUAAUCUUCAACAACUCAUAAGCAAUAUAUUGAUAACUUCUAAAGAAAACAUUGAAAGCCCUUCUGAAUCACACAGCUUCAGUUUAUUUCCUUUUGAAAUAAAAGAUCCGUUUGAAAUGGUAUCACAAGCUUUUCGGAGGAUUUUUAAUCUUAUUGAAUAUUUAAAAAUUACAUUAAGAGAACAAUUUGUAUUUAAAAAGUACAUUUGUACACAUCAAAUCUUGGGUUUAAUACACAAUGGACUUCAAGUAAAUGGACACCAAAGAAAUAACUUGCAAAUUGAUCAUGCUUAUUUUGUGACCUUCUUACCGGAAAUGCACAUUAAAUUAUUGGAACUUUUGGAAAUUCUCAUUGAAAUAUGUUAUACACACCUCAGAAUGGACUUUCGGAUUGUUUUAAAUAUCUUAGUGGAUGCCCUCGAAAGGACAAAAUCAAUGCCAUUAGCAGAAAACCGAAAUCAAGUUAUCAAUAUACGCCUAAUUGUGUAUAGAGUAAUAGCAUUGUGGUGCUCUACCCUACAAGAAGGAAGCCACUGCGAAAUUAUUUCGGAGCCUCUUAUUAAGGAAAUAUUGGAUGACUUAGUUCCGCGAAAAAAAACUUCAUUAAUAUGUCGAGGGGAAGCUAUUUUAAAAACCAAAUGUUCAGCUAAAAAAAUAGUUUCGAUGUUAGAGAUGUCAUUUGGAAAUGAAGAUAAUAGCAUGCUACUGUAUCAAGCUCAUUUUUGCCUGCAACAAUUGUUAUCAUCGUCUGGUCAUUUGCUAAAUAAGCAACUUUUAAAGGACGUUCAUAACACCAUAUUGGGAAUUUGUAUUUUUAUACAUUCAGAACCGACCAAAAUAUCAUCUUUGCGAAACAUCUGGAAUUGUCCCUUGGAAGUUUACAAAUCAUUCGCAGUGUUGUUGAAAUCGCGAAACUAUGGAUGCCCUGCGCCUUCGGAAAUAAUUAUGUCUCUUUUAAACGAAUCACAAUUAUUUGAAAACAGCAUUGAACUACGGAGAAGUUGGACAAUUAAAGCUUUAGAACUUAUGCUGCAUCCUCACAAGACGGGUAUUCAAUUUAAACAGGGUGAUGAAAAUUUAAAUUGCAUACCAUUCUGCCAUCCAAACAAAUCAAAUUUUAAAAGUUCUAAACAUUUAGAACUUAUAGACAUUGCCCAGUCAAACAUUAACGAUAGAAACAAAACAGUUAAUCAAACCAUUAAGGAAUGCGUUAUUUUACAAACUAGUGACGAUGCUGGUAACCCACCAUUUAGAAAGAAUGAUAGUUCUAAUGAAAUAUCCCCUAACAUGAUUAUUAAUAACGCUUAUAACGAAAAUAUCAUUGGGUUUAUUGAUAAUUCAUUAAAUAACGAGAAAUAUUUUAAGGAAAAAAAUACAAAUCCGUUAAAGGAAAUAACUGCAGAGUUCUCAGUUCAAAACUUGAAAGAAGUAUCUGAAGAGUGCUUCCACUCUGUAAAGACCGAUAACCCAGAAAGUUUCGAUAAAAGGACUGACUUAGCACUAUCCAAUUGCAAUGUUAAGCAAAGUGAACAUCUUUUGCCUAUGGAGUUAGGAAAAUUAGAUGAUGCUAAGAUGGUAGCAGACUUGGAAGCAAUAUUUAUUGGCGAACUUAAAAAAAUGCAUUAAUUGAUAUAUUAGAUAAACACUUUUGUAUUGUAUCAAAUUUGGCUUUUGUAUAAUUAAAAUAAAUUUAUUGAUAUUAAAUUUGUAAAAAAAUAA
Molecule: messenger RNA, 2479 nt
Organism: Drosophila takahashii
Lineage: Eukaryota; Metazoa; Arthropoda; Insecta; Diptera; Drosophilidae
Source: RefSeq, a predicted model, not a curated record